AUGGACCAUGGAACUGCUGAAGUCUCGGGAACACUCGUUGAGGUGUGGGACCAUUAAUUUUAAUAUAACAAAAAUAAAUAAUUAAUUUUUACUAAAGGUAAAAAACUAGUGGUCUAGAAAAACUAGUGGUCUAGAAAAAAAAAAAUAGUGGUCUAGAACCGGCAGUUCCUAUACUACUUGUGACUCCUGAUCAAAUACCCUCCUCAACACAUGCUCUUCCUCAGGAUGCAAAUAUCCCCACCCUCAGGAGAUGGUGUCGAUCAAAUUCCAGAGGGUGAAGAAACAAAAAUCAAUCAAAUGCCCCACAUAUGCCCAACCCUCCCACCCUGAGGCGGAUGCAUGUUCUAACCACAUAAUUCCAUAUCCUUUUAGAAAGCAGUAGCAACCUUAAACACACUCCAGAUAUCAAAAGAGUCAAGAGAUCAGACAAAAGUAAAAAGACCACAACAUUCUCCCUUAACACAAGCUGAAAGGUUUGCAGAAAUAAGAGACUUGCCUGUAAGUUGAUUCUUUCAAUCAUUUAGCCAAAAAAUGAAUCAGAUUUUGAUAAUGGUAUUGGUUACAUGCACAAAUUAUAAAACAUUAAACCAAAAGAUUCAGAUAGUAUUAGACACAAUAUUUUUAAAUUUCAUUAAAUAUUUACUUACAGGUUGACCAAUUGGACAAGUUGGCAGCUAUCCAUGUCGCAGGUACCAAGGGCAAGGUAACAUUGGUUUAAUUGCUCAUGCAAUAUUAAUGGACAUUAAUAGUAAUGCAGUAAAUAAGCUGUUAGUAUAUUGAUUAGUCUCUAAUUAGUAGUAGUCUAAAUAACAGUUCUAAUGCAUCCUACCCUGAUGCAUCCUACUUUUAUUAUUCUACCUAGCUGUCUAAUGGCAGACAAUUUUACUCAUCAAUGGGAGUGGUGUUCAAUGGGUUAUUCAAUCACCAUCUGACGAUAAUUCGAUCAUUAUUUUCCUUCCUGCCAAGGGUUCUGUUUGUGCAUUUUGCGAAAGUAUUCUGAGGAACUGUGGAUAUAAAACUGGAUUUUACAGGUAUCCUGUAUUGAUUGUAUUGUGCUGUUUUGGUUGUAUCAGUACUUGUUUAUAUAUGUUGAAUAUCUUAUUAUCUUCACUUUACAUAGUACUCUAUAGCCGCUGCGUGUGAAGUGAGUAAUGCUUGCAACAAACACUUUAUCUCUAUAUACCUUAGCUCUCCACAUUUGUCUGAAGUUCGAGAGAGAAUACGUAUCAACGGCAAGCCAAUUUCGAAGGAAUUAUUUACCCACUAUUUCUGGGACUGUUGGGCCAAUUUUGAGGUUUGUGUUACAUCAUAAUUUCUUCAUUUUAUUACAUUUCACAUAACUUUUCCCUGAAUGUUGCGAACUUCAUUCCGAACUUUGUUGUGAAGUUCAAAAGUUCAUACUGAAAUUCACAAGCUGGUUUGUAAACAAAGCCUCUGAUUGGCUUAUUUUUGUUCAGGGACCAAUCAGAGGCUUUGUUUACAAACAUGCUUGUGAAUUUCAGUAUGAACUUUUGAACUUCACAACAAAGUUCGGAAUGAAGUUCGCAACCAUUCAGGGAAAAUUUAUGUGAAAUCAACUGUAAUAGUUUUGUUUUGUUUUAGAUAACAAAAAAGCGGUACGGGACGUUUCUUGUAUUUAUGGCUUUUCAUGUGUUUUUGAAGGAAAAGGUGAAUAAUUUAGUAUUAUUGUUGUUGAUGGUUCAUACUUGUUGUUGUUGAUGGUUCAUGUUUGUUGUUGCUGUUGUCAUUGUUGUUGUUGUUGUUGUUGUUGUUGAUGGUUCAUGGUUGUUGUUGCUGGUUCAUGGUUGUUGUUGUUGUUGUUGUUGUUGUUGUUGUUGCUGUUGCUGUUGCUGUUGCUGUUGCUGUUGUUGUUGUUGUUGUUGUUGCUGUUGCUGUUGCUGUUGCUGUUGCUGUUGCUGUUGCUGUUGCUGUUGCUGUUGCUGUUGCUGUUGUUGCUGUUGCUGCUGUUAUUGUUCUCCUUUUUAUUGUUGUUGUUAUUGCAUGUUGUUGAUGAUGUUAUGUUGCUGUCUAUUAAAUUUGUUGAUAUGUUGUCUGUUGUUGUUGUUGUAUGUUGUUAUUCUCAAAUUGACAUUAUAGCCUAAUGUGAACCUGCAUGUGGCAUACUAUCAAAUUUAUUUCUCAGGUUGAUGUUGCUGUGAUUGAAGUUGGCUGCGGAGGUGAAUAUGACGCCACAAAUGUCAUCAGGUACUUUGUACAUUUUUGUCUUAUGGUCAUUUCAGAUGUUCUCAAGUUUUGUCCUAUUAUCAUACCCUGUGGUAACUUAUUGACUCUGUAGACAGCCAGUGGUUUGUGGUAUUACCUUGCUUGAUAAAGACCAUCUGCACAUUUUGGGUGGAACUGUGGAGAGUAUAGCUUGGCACAAAGCUGGAAUAUUUAAGGUAAUGCAGUUAGAACAUUUUGACAUAAUAAUUAAGGUUAAUUUACUUAGCCUUAGGGAACGAAUUGACAAUAUGUUCUUUGGAGUUUAUUCCUUGUUAAGACAGUUUUUUGCUGCAAUUUGCAACGAAUUUUCGGAUACACACAGCUGUGUAUCUAAAAAGUAGUGACUCUUGAAGAAUGAAAAAUGAAAAAUGAAAGAAAUGGGAUGAAAAAUGUGAACCGUGACCCGUGCACAGAAUUUUCCUGCUAUCACAGUCAAGGGCUCUUAUAUAAUAGAUAUCUAUUAUUUCCAUGACUUUAAUAUGGCCUUUAAAAAGAAUGAUAGGUGGCUCUAUAAAUAAUGUUUCUACUUUUGUUUUCAGGCCGGUGUUCCCGCCUUUACUGUUCCUCAGGAACCAGCGUCAAUGAAAGUUCUUUCAGAGAGAGCAAGAGAACGCCAAGCAUGUCUUAAGAUUGUUCCUGACUUAUUUGCAAAUACAGAACGCAAUUUUCCAGGUUGCCAUUCGUACAUGUCAUAAAUUUUGUAUCUUUAUACUGUCUAUUAAAACUCGCUGACAUUAAUCACAACCGCUAAUUACCAUCACUAUUUUGAUAUCAACAAUUUUCCAAACACAGCUCUAGGUAUUGAAGGCAAACAUCAACACCAGAAUGCGUCAUUAGCUGUUCAUCUCUGUCGAACAUGGAUAGAACGCAGAAAUGACGGUGACUAUCUUACAUAUUGGUCUUAUGACGUUGAAUGGGUUGUUUCUUAAGGUGGCUCGAUAUAGUUAUCACAAAAACCCUGCUCAAGAAUCGCGCGAACAAAACCGGGUGACCAUUUUUACGCGCAUGCAGGUCGCGGAAAUUGAUUAACGAAAUGAAAGAACUUCCAAAAUGACCUGACGUGAGCAGUUGCUCGCGCCAUCUCACGUCAUGCAUUGCGCGUGUUCUAUAGCGUUUUAUGUCAAUGGACAACUUGCAUGUUAAGUUACGUUUACACGCUGCGAUUUGUCGGGCCGAUUUUGGUAAAUAAUCGUUGCCCCUUCUUCGACAUUUAGCGAUUUACACGUUCAAUUCAAGCUGUCCGCUCUCUCGUCUGUUUAUAUUAUAGUUUUCUGCGUGCGAAAAGUUUUCAACAAUUUUACAACGGAAGAAAAAUCGUUGAAUCGUGAGAAAAAUCUGUGUUUUGUUACAGAUUUUUCUCCCGAUUUUGUGAAUCGCAAGGUGCUGACGCGAGUACUCACGACAGGUUAUUUACAUACAGCGAGCAAAAUCGGCCCGACAAAUAGCAGCGUGUAAACGUACCUUUAGACUAAAUUUUAAUCUAAGUAAAGAGAAGGGAAUCAAACACCACAGCUAAAAAGAACAUAAUUAAAUUAGUAAAAUUGCAAAAUUUGGUUGCGAAAUGUUGUAAAGCUUGGAAAAUAUAUAGUCUUGCAAAGUUUGCAAAUUUUGUAUAUGUUUGUAGUACGUGCGGAAAUUGUUACCAUUUUCGGCUCAAAAAUAAAUUUUAAAAUGCGUAGUUUGAACAUGUCAAAGUGUUGCACACCUGAAUUUUUGAAAAGUAUAUCGAGCCACCUUAAAUCCUAUUCAAAAUGUAUCUGAUCAGUGCAGGUCUUUUCUUCUUACUGUUAAACUGAACUAAUACCAUUUCAGCGCACAAUGUUGUACUGCAUGAAGUCAAUUCUAGUAGUGACAGUCAAUCGCCGCCUUACGCUGAUGCAUUCUCACUGCCUGAAGGCUUCAAAGAAGGUAUGGUAUUGUAUUUAUUAUGGAAAGUGUUCUUUAACUGAGCGAUGGAAAGCGAACCACAACUUCGAUCUUGCCACGUUCAUAUCUGUUUUUUCGAUGUAGGUCUUGCAAAAGCAUUCUGGCCUGGCAGAACUCAGUGUGUUGAGAGAGAAGAUUUCACAUUUUAUCUUGACGGAGCCCACACGAGGAAGAGCAUUGAGGUAGUAUUACCAUUGUGUAGUAAUCGUCUGUCAUAUAACUAAAAGGACACUAUUUGAACAAAAUUUACUUAAUUCGUGGAGUUUAUUACUUUAACAUGCCUUUCUUCAUCGUUCAGGCGUGUACAGAAUGGUUUUGUGAAAAGUCAAAACAAGAAAGACAGAGGAAAAGGUUUACAAGAAAUGAAGAUUCACUUGCAGAUUGUUAUUAUGUAACAUAUGAAUGAUCGAGAAUAUCUUACUUUAUUUAGUCAUAAGACAAUGGCCAGAAUCUUAUUGUUCAAUUUCAAAGGUGAUAGGAACGCCAGGUCAUUGCUAGAACCUUUAGUGGUAAGAUUAUUUUGAAUGGUUUUGAGGUUGUUUUAAAGACGUUGUUUCAAUAACUUGUGUUAUAUGUUUAGAAAUGUGAUUUUGAUUACGUCGCGUUUUGUCCGAACUUGCUGAAGGACGAACCACAAUCAACAACAUCAGGUUAG
Molecule: messenger RNA, 4804 nt
Organism: Paramuricea clavata
Lineage: Eukaryota; Metazoa; Cnidaria; Anthozoa; Malacalcyonacea; Plexauridae
Source: the annotation of a GenBank genome assembly